Laccaria bicolor S238N-H82 is the source of this 420-nucleotide messenger RNA. RefSeq lists its product as uncharacterized. The transcript has 4 exons. The coding region runs from base 1 to 420 and encodes 139 amino acids. Gene Ontology annotation, molecular function: carbon-nitrogen ligase activity, with glutamine as amido-N-donor. Gene Ontology annotation, cellular component: mitochondrion. NCBI's taxonomy places the organism in Eukaryota, Fungi, Basidiomycota, Agaricomycetes, Agaricales, Hydnangiaceae. The record is from RefSeq and is a predicted model, not a curated record.
AUGGCCCAGGUAAAGGGAGCUAUGAAGAGCAAGGACGGAUUCACCUCCAACACAUUACGGUCCGUUCUCUCAGAGGUGUACGCUGCGGACAAGACGGCUAAUGAGAAAGUUCCCUCUCCCAUUAUUACGGAAGCUACUUCCAAGUUUGUAGACGCCUCACGUUCCGACUUGGCCGACAAUGAAACACGAGAAGCAACGCUUUUGAUGACCUUUUUGCCACCCCUCAUGUCGGAGGUUGAUGUGGAUCACACUCUCAAAAACAUUAUUGACACUCUGACCGCUGGACGCGACGUACCCAAAACUCAGGCUCUAAUUGGCCUUGUCUUCAAAGAAUUCUAUGCUCAGGUGGACAAAUCAAAUGUUGACCCAAUUCAGGUUAAGAGGCGGGCACAAGUCUUGAUGUCCGAAAUUUCCUCUUGA